GGGACGUAUUGCUACAAAAAAUUAAAGGUGUUGCACCUUCAUGAUUCAAGAGCGUAACUAUAAAAAGACCCGUAUAGGGUACCAAAAUAAAAAAAAAAAAUUAGUUCAAUCUUUUCUUUGCUAGAGGGCGAGUUGUAUCAGAUGUUCAGGAUCGUAUAUACGAGAUUCCAAAUUUGACAAAUCGUUAAGAUGACGAUUUAUUCUAAUUUGAUAUAAUCCUUUUCUUUUGAUAAAUUAAGUGUUAUUGUAACAUCAAUAUUGAAAGAGAAUUUAAUAAAAAAUGCAACGUUACGACGCCCUCAUACAAGAAAUAGAAGCUAUCGAUGAUUAUUUAGGACCUACUUUUCGGGCGAUUUAUGAUGGCAAUGAACAUGAAAAAUUUUUGGAGAAGCUCGAUGAGCGUAUCAAAGCUCAUGACAAAGAUAUCGAAAGAAUGUGUAAUCAUCACUAUCAAGGAUUCAUCGAUUCUAUUCGCGAACUUUUACAAGUUCGCUCACAAGCACAACAACUUAAUGCAGAAAUAGUAGAACUUGACAAAUGUAUAACUGCCACUUCUAGUAAAGUAAUUGAAAAGGGAGAAGAACUUGUACGGGCACGUAAAGUAGAAAGUAACAUGGCAGCUGCUGUAAACAGUCUCACUAUGUGCCUUCCUGUUUUGGCAGCUUACGCGAAACUACAAAAGCAAUUGAAAGAUAAACGUUACUAUCCAGCUUUGAAAACUCUUGAGCAACUAGAACACCAUGACCUUCCAAAAGUUACAAAUUAUAGAUUCUCUUCCCAAAUAACUCAACAAAUUCCACAAUUGCGUGAAAAUAUAAAAGAUGCUUCCAUGUCAGACCUACGAGAUUUUUUAGAGAAUAUAAGAAAACAUUCGCCAAAAAUUGGAGAGGUUGCAAUGCGACAUACUGCCGAACAAUUGGUUAUUGAAGCUGAAAUUAUUGGACGGAAAAAGAAAAAAUCACAAACGUAUUCGGAAUCAGGCGACGGAGAGGAAGAAUUAAGCGCGCAAGACUUGAUGGAUUUCAGCCCGGUAUAUCGUUGUAUGCAUAUUUACACUGUUCUCCGUGAAGGUGAAACAUUUAAGACUUACUAUAGGAACCAAAGAAAGCAACAGGCUAGGCUUGUCUUGCAAGCUCCCAUUAAUAUGCACGAAAGUUUAAUUGGAUAUCAGGCUUAUCUACAUAGUAUUGUCGGCUUUUUUGUGGUAGAAGAUCAUAUUUUGAAUACAAGUAAUGGAUUAGCUACUCAUUCUUAUUUAGAAGAAUUAUGGACUAUGGCUCUACCUAAAAUAGUCAAUUCAGUUAGAACACAUUCAGCAUACUGUACAGACGCAACACUAAUAUUAAAGAUAAAAAACUUAAUAAUGCUUUUUAACACAACAUUAAGAAAUUACGGAUAUCCUGUUGGACAACUUUGGGAUUUGCUACAAGAAAUUCGUGUACAUUACAACGAAGUUCUUAUGCAACAUUGGGUUCAAGUUUUUCGAGAUAUUUUAGACGAGGAUAGUUUUUUACCGUUACAGGUCACGUCACAAGCAGAAUAUGAAAGCAUUCUUAGUUCUUUUCCAUAUCAUGAUGAAGAAUUACAAAAGGCCAAGUUUCCUAAAAAAUUUCCAUUUUCAGCCAUGGUUCCAAAGGUCUAUCAACAAGUUAAAGAAUUUAUUUACGCUUGCUUGAAAUAUUCGGAAGAUUUAAAUUUUACGCAAGCCGAAAUAGACGAAAUGAUUUGUAAAUCAACAAAUUUACUUUUAACAAGAACAUUUAGUGGAUGUUUGUCGUCGUUGUUUCGAAAACCAUCUUUGGCUCUUUUACAAGUAGUUCAAAUUAUAAUAAACAUGGGCUAUUUAGAAAAGUCUACAAAAUACUUGGAAGAAUUUGUUACUAAUAUUACUGGAACACAACACGAAGGACAAUUAAGUUGUGUGGGAGACAAAUCUGCUAUGUUUAGGGUGGCAAGGGAAGACGCAGAAACGCAGAUUUGUGAAAAACUUGAAAAGAAGCUGGACGAAUUUUUGGAAUUAGAAAAUUACGACUGGAAUUUGUCUGAGCCUCAAGGCCAUGCUUCUGGAUUCAUUACAGAUCUCAUAGCAUUUUUACAAAGUACAUUUACAUGUUUUACCAAUUUACCAGAUGAAGUUGCACAAGUUGCAUGUAAAUCAGCUUGCGAUCAUAUAGCAAAAGCUAUAUUAGAUAUAUUAAUUAGUGAAGAUGUAAAGCAAAUAUCAAUGGGUGCACUUCAACAAGUCAAUUUGGAUACUAUACAAUGCGAACAGUUUGCUGCUUCAGAACCUAUUGUCGGUUUACCAGAAGGUACAUUAUUGCAAUAUUUUAGUCAAUUAAGACAAUUGCUAGACUUGUUCAUGGGUUGGGAUUGGCCAACCUAUUUUCAUGACUAUGGUCAUGAUUCAAGCAAAUAUAACUUAGUAACUCCAAAUAUGGCUGUGAUUUUAUUAGAGAAAUUGAAAGAAUCUGAUAAAAAAACAGUAUUUUCUGUACUGAAGAAAAGCGAGAGAGAUAAGAAAAAAUUAUUAGAAACUGUUUUAAAGCAAUUGCGUCAAUUGGCACAGACUACUCAACAAUAAUGACCCACUAAAAUUGAUAUAAUAUAUCAAGUGAAUUAUAAAUAUAGAUUAUACUUUGUGUAUAUAUAUAUAUAUAUGUAUAUGUAUAUAUAUAUACACACACACAUAGACGUAUAAAACCUUUUGCACAAUUUUGUAUACAUGAACAUACAAAACUGUGCAAUACCGUUAAUUUUAUUAUAAUAUUUACUAAUUUAUUGUAUUAAAAAAUUAUAGAGAAUUUUAGUUUAAUUUAUACCAAGUAGAGACGGGUAAAACGAUAAAUUUGAAUUAUGUAAUAAAAUUUCCAAAUAUAAAUUUCGUAUACAUGCGAACGUAAAUAUUAUUUUCUCCAAUGUGCAAUUCCUAAUUGUAUAAUUUGAACUAUUCGACGCAUACAAAAUAGCACAAAAUUAAUUCAAUUAAUAAAGAUUCACCUUUUAUUUUCUUUUUUCCUACUAAUAUUAAAACAUCGUGCUAUCGUAAAAAAUACUACACAGUAUCUGGCGUAACUGUAUCGGUAUUUAUAUAUUAUAUUGUAAAUAAGAUACAAUGUACAACAACUCUACAACGAAUAAAAUCCCAAUUCCUAUUU
Molecule: messenger RNA, 3155 nt
Organism: Vespula pensylvanica (western yellowjacket)
Lineage: Eukaryota; Metazoa; Arthropoda; Insecta; Hymenoptera; Vespidae
Gene: Sec15
Product: exocyst complex component 6
Exons: 14
Coding region: 281-2581 (766 amino acids)
Biological process (GO): Golgi to plasma membrane transport; intracellular protein transport; exocytosis
Cellular component (GO): membrane; exocyst
Source: RefSeq, a predicted model, not a curated record